Messenger RNA from Drosophila santomea, 528 nucleotides. RefSeq names its product vacuolar protein sorting-associated protein 13-like. Lineage: Eukaryota; Metazoa; Arthropoda; Insecta; Diptera; Drosophilidae. The record is from RefSeq and is a predicted model, not a curated record. Gene Ontology annotation, cellular component: extrinsic component of membrane. Gene Ontology annotation, biological process: protein targeting to vacuole; protein retention in Golgi apparatus. The coding region runs from base 205 to 528 and encodes 107 amino acids. The transcript is spliced from 4 exons.
UUGUUGUGUCAACUUUCAGAACGAAAAUUAUUGGUCGCAGAAUAUUCAAGUAAGAAGCAUUUCAAAUGGAUUUUCCGAUAUAUUAAGAUCCCCUGGAAGAAUCUGUACAGCCAGCCGGUAAUUGUCAACAUCGAGGAUCUUUAUGUCUUAGUUUCACCCAACAAUAAUGUCCAGUACGACGCCGAAAAGGAGGCCAAAUAUGAGAUGGACCUCAAGAAGACAGCUCUUGAUGCCCUGGAGGCAGCUCGCAAGAAGGAGUGGGAAAAGGAUCAGCCCAAGGCAGAUGCAGGGUUUGCGGAAAAGCUAACGGCACAGAUCGUUAACAAUCUGCAGGUGCAGAUAACAAAUGUUCAUCUGCGAUACGAGGACACCACAACUACGGGCAGUCCCUUCUCCUUCGGCAUAUCCCUACAUGAGCUGGAACUUUACACUACCAAUUGCGACUGGGAAAAGUGCUACAUGGCCCAGCAGGCGUCAGAGGUCUUCAAAAUAGCAAAUCUCUCAGCGAACAUUGUCCCGUUUUUCUGA